AAAACAAACCGCCUAAAAUUUUCUCUCUCUAGAAAAUUUCUUCCUUCUCGAAUUGAAAUUUUGGAUCGCCGAUCAAUUAUGUAGCUCGGCUUUCUUCUUCUUCUUCCUCAGCUCUCAUUUUCUCGGGAGAAUUUGGAUUCUUAUUUUCUCAUUUUCUCGGAAAAUUUGGGUUUCACAGAGAGAAAUGGAGGAAGCGGUGUUGGAUCUGGUGGAGUUCUUCACGAACCCUACGAUCACCGAAACAUUUGUCGACAUUUUGCUCUGCGCAGUUCCGAUAUGGCUGGCCGUGAUGAUCGGCCUCGUGAUCGGAUGGUCCUGGAGGCCGAGGUGGACCGGUUUGAUCUUUCUCGGUCUGAGAAGCAAAUUCCGGUCGUUCGUCUGGACCGCGCCGCCGGGGUUCGGCGCUCGCCGCCUCUGGCUCGCGUUCACGGCGUUCUCGGCUCUCUCCAUUUGCCGUACGAUUUGGUCCAAGGGGAGGAGCAAAGCGGCUUCGUCGUCGCUGGCGACGUCGGGUUCGGCGGCUUCUGGUUCCGUUUCUGCGGCGAGUCGUUCAGCUGAGAGCGGCGGCGACAUUGUUGAACCAGGUGAUAAAGAUGCACAUAGAUUGCAGGACGUUGUCACAGAAGCUGAUUUGGACCACCUAGUGAAUUUAAUCAGAGGGAGAGAUGGAGAAUUGGAAUGGCAAAGUUUGAUGGAGAAAACCACCCCAACCAUGGCAUAUAAAGCAUGGCGCCAUGACCCUGAGACAGGUCCUACUGUUUACUGUAGUAGAACUGUCUUUGAGGAAGCAACUCCAGAGUUGGUUAGAGAUUUCUUUUGGGAUGAUGAGUUUCGACCUAAAUGGGAUCCUAUGCUUGCAUAUUGUAAAAUAUUGGAGGAAUGCCGGGAUACUGGAACUAUGAUUGUUCACUGGAUUAAAAAGUUCCCUUUCUUCUGCAGUGAUCGAGAAUAUAUAAUUGGUCGAAGAAUAUGGGAGGCUGGAAAAACUUAUUCUUGUGUGACAAAGGGUGUUCCAUAUCCGGGUUUGCCUAAGCGUGAUAAGCCUAGACGCGUGGAACAUUAUUUCUCUAGUUGGAUUAUCAAGCCUGCGGAGUCACGAAAGGGAGAUGGACAAUUAUCUGCUUGUGAGGUUACCCUUGUCCAUUAUGAAGACAUGGGAAUCCCCAAAGAUGUGGCUAAGUUGGGCGUCCGUCAUGGGAUGUGGUGCACUGUCAAAAAAUUACACUCUGGCAUGAGAGGGUACCAGAAUGCAAGGAAAUCUUCCGAGUCUUGUCUAUCACAAUGUGCCCGUAUGGCGGGAAUCACCACAAAGAUAUCUUCCGAAGGAAGCACAAAUUAUUGGCAGGUAGCACCGGGUGAAGAAGAGAAAAAUCGAGCAGGGAGCAAUGAGAGACAGAAUAAUAAUAAUGGCAUUGAUUGGAAAUGGAUAGUAUUAGGGGGCACUGUGGCUCUGGUUUGUGGACUUCAUACCGGUGUAGUAGGAAAAUCAUUGUUACUCGGAGCAGGGCAGGGAAUUGCCCGAAGGAGAUGACUCUUUGAAGAGUUAUAUUAGUCUUCUAUGUCGACUUCAACUCUGUAUCUGCUAUUAUUUCUGCAGUUGUAUUGGCACACAACGAGACAUCAAUUGUUACAAAUUAUGGUAAAUUGUAUGGGUGAAGUUUUGUAUUGGCUUCAAGCCUUCAACAAAUGCUUCUGAAAUGGAUGAGCCGGCCUUAUAUAUCUAGAAUUAUGAUGUUUUGUAUUAAAGGAUUAAAGGGAAAAGGCGAAGAUGGUACAUUUGCUGGUGUUAUUUGAAUAUUGGAAUCCCACUUUGAAAUUUCUUUUUCUAA
This is a messenger RNA of Rosa chinensis, 1829 nucleotides long. RefSeq lists its product as uncharacterized. Gene Ontology annotation, molecular function: lipid binding. The record is from RefSeq and is a predicted model, not a curated record. The transcript has 6 exons. Lineage: Eukaryota; Viridiplantae; Streptophyta; Magnoliopsida; Rosales; Rosaceae. The coding region runs from base 185 to 1531 and encodes 448 amino acids.